AUUUCUCUCUCUCUCUCUCUCUCUCUCUCUCUGGUCUUCUUCUAGUACUACUAACUACUCAUAUAUGAUAUACACACCCAUAAAUUCUGUCUCAUAUUCAGAGUGGAGAGGAAUUGCAGAGAAUUCUAGGGUUUCUUUCAAUCCCAUGAAUCUGAACUGUAAACUACACAAAAUAUGCACCAAAGAUCAGAAAGCUCAAAUCAACUAAAAUCCGAUGCAGAAAACAGUAGACUAUAUACAAUCAGUUCCCAAGCCUGGUGCGCUGGCACUGGCAACAAUGCUAUCUCACAGGAUAGUUUAGAGGAAAGUACGUUGAAUUUAUCUUCACUACAGAAGCCAAGUGAUUCUCUAGGGACCAAAGCUAUUGAAACACAAGCUAAUGGUGGACAUGAUAUAGGAGAUAGCACAAACAAAGAAAUGCACACUACCAUGUUGCAACAAUCAGUUGAAAAUUGUAAAGACGAACAGCUGCACAUCACAUCUGUAAAGCCUCCAACAAUGGGUGAAUACCUCACCCCACCUCAACUGGAACUCGUUGGCCACUCAAUUGCAUGCACAUCGUAUCCAUGUUCAGAUCCAUAUUAUGCGGGAAUAAUGCCUGCUUAUGGCCCUCAAGCUUUGGUACAUUCUAAUGCACUUGGAGUGCAUCAUGCUAGAAUGGCUUUGCCCCUUGAAGUGACAGAGGAACCUGUGUAUGUGAAUGCUAAACAGUACAAUGGAAUUCUGAGGCGAAGACAAUCGCGUGCAAAGGCUGAGUUGGAAAAGAAACGAAUAAAAUCUAGAAAGCCUUAUCUUCACGAAUCACGUCAUAUGCAUGCCAUGAGACGGCCUAGAGGUUCUGGUGGCCGUUUUCUCAACACGAAGAAGCUCGAUAGCGCUUCUCUUAAUGUCACUUCUGACAAGGGCACUGAUUCUGGCUCAGUUACCUCUGCAAAGUGCAGCAGUUCAUUGGGUUCUAAAUCAACACCCUCUAAUCCUUCUGGAAAUGAUGGUUCCUCCACUAGUCACAAAGAAGUGAAGGAAUCCUCAGUGCAGGACAUGAAUAGUGCACAGACAUUCUCCAAUUGCAACACGAAUGUCAACAGUUGCUAUCCAUAUCAGCAGGGCUUCCAAAUGUCAGCAUUUUACUCGUUUCAACAUGAAAGGAUUGAUGGAGAAGACUGCUCUGGGCAGCAGCACCAGUAUGCUAGGAUUGUUGGGAGCCAGACCCCACACCGGGACGUAACCAUCAAAUGAAUUAUCUGUGCAGAAGGGUGAACCAUCUUUCGGUCAUUUGCUUUAAUAGUUUAUGAAUGGUUCUAGCAUUCAUGUGACCUUGAGGUUAUGCAGGUGGAUUAUUCUGAAACUAUAGCCUGUUUCUGAAACUUUCAAGUGUCAAAUUAGGUCAUGUUUUGUGUAUAUUCCGAAGCUAGGUCUUCUUGUUAGUACUGCUCCAGGCCACAGGUUGGGUGAAGCUGGAGGUACUGUUCCAACCUGUUGCUGUGGUGUGUUGGCAAUUCAUUCUUGGCUGUUAUGUUGGUUCAGUUUUUAUAUGGGAGGUGAGGAGGGUGAAUUGGGGACCCCUUUGGCAUUUUCGUUGUGCCUUUGACUCUUAAACCUUUUCCAUAUACAGGGUGAGUAGGCAAUAUGUAAAGUGAUGAUGACUAUAGAAGACAUGUACAUUAAUCUUUCCGUUCCUUCUCAAACACUUGCAAUGAGUUUUGGAGAUCUUGACAUCUAAUAUUGUCCAGGUAUGUGAAAAUAAUGUUUGUUCUUGAUAGAAUAUUUGACUUUUGAUUGUCAUUUUUGGGGGUCUUAACACUA
This is a messenger RNA of Camellia sinensis, 1803 nucleotides long. RefSeq names its product nuclear transcription factor Y subunit A-1. The record is from RefSeq and is a predicted model, not a curated record. Gene Ontology annotation, cellular component: CCAAT-binding factor complex. Gene Ontology annotation, molecular function: DNA binding; DNA-binding transcription factor activity. Gene Ontology annotation, biological process: regulation of DNA-templated transcription. Lineage: Eukaryota; Viridiplantae; Streptophyta; Magnoliopsida; Ericales; Theaceae.